Messenger RNA from Dichomitus squalens LYAD-421 SS1, 1872 nucleotides. RefSeq lists its product as uncharacterized. The record is from RefSeq and is a predicted model, not a curated record. Bases 1 to 1872 code for a protein of 623 amino acids. The transcript is spliced from 4 exons. Lineage: Eukaryota; Fungi; Basidiomycota; Agaricomycetes; Polyporales; Polyporaceae.
AUGCGUGAUGGAAAGGGCGUAUCCCGCUCCAAACACGAUGAAGGGGUGCGCAAUGGAGUCAAAGAUCCGGACAAAGGCCACGCUGCGGCAGGCCCGAGACGGAACCGGUCGUCUUCGGACUCUGACGACGCCGACGUGAUGCGACAGCUCUUGUCCCCGGAAAGUCGUCAACGGGUCGUGGCGGCUACCCGGGGACGGGUGGCUCGUCGGCGGGACGUCCACUCCGACGGCCCGGCGAGCGACACUGAUGACCGGGCUUCGGCGAUGUCUGAAGAUGAGGACCCUCGCCACGCAAGUCGGCUUCUGCGACGUGCCCGCAAUGUCGGCACGGAGUCGCCGGCUACAACACCCGUGGGGUCGCCAAACCAGACGCCGGUGCCCAAUAGCUCCUCUUCUGGCGGUAGGUCGCGCGAGGCCGAUAAGAUGGAUGUUGACAGCGUCGGGAACGGGCGCUCUUCGGGAGACAGAAGGCGGCGUGAGGGUGAUGCACGUACGGCUGAGGCACGCUCACAGGAAACGACUUUGCAGGACAGUGUCCCACCUGUGGCGUACGUGCCGUGCCACACGUGGCCACCGUGUGCGGUUUGUGCGCGUAUCACGAAGACGUCGCUCAAGCACAUCCCAAGCAUCACUGGGCAGUUCCGCAAGCGCAUCGCGGAGACGAUGCCGCCAGCCACCGACAUACCUCCUCCUAUAACGGCACCCCAGCACAUUCCUCAGUUGCCCAUCAUGCUACCUCCGCCUUCCAACGCCGCUUCUCCUCCUGUCCCCCCGUCUGCAUCUUCUCCACGCCCACAGUUCCCGCCUCGGGCCUCCAUGGACCCUAUGCCGUCCAACGCGUCGCCUCCGGCUAUACCUCGCCCGCCGAAUGCUCCCAGCGCGUCGCCAAACGCAUACGCGCCGAAGGUCGACUACCCCAUGGAGCCGUUAUUCAUCUCCGCGCUGAACGCGCAUGGGGUCCCUCGCCAGCAGACGUUCAAGAUCCUCCCGCCCGGGGCGGACGGCCGGCGCACGCUCGAAAACAACAUGUUAAACAGCAUGGCGGGCGGGAACCGCCCCGGGGGCUUAUACAACCGCACGGGUCAGCGGAACGCGCAGGCGUCCUCGUCCUCGACGCGCGUCGAGGACCUCGACGGCGCGACAGGCGAAGGAGCAGGAGAAACAGGAGCAGGAACAGUAGGAGCAGGAGGGGCAGGAACGAAGCGUGGGCGCGGCAAGGGACGUAUCCCGGGGCGCAAGCAGCGCGCGAAGCGGUACAACCGGAAGAAGCACGAGGAGUGGCCGCCCGAGGGUUGGAACCCGAUCUGGGAGGAGGAGCGGCCGCGGAACUGGGGCAACUACAACAUCCCGGACGACGUGCCCUCGGACCGAGUGUACGACCACCUGAAGAAGAUCUUCGACCUGAAAAGCGCGGGGUUCUGCCACUGGCAGGGGUGCAAGCCGCAGAACCCGGAAAACCCGGACUACAAGAUGCUGAAGCGGCACGUGGAGACGGUGCACCUCGGGCUGAAGCUCGUGUGCAAGCUGUGCGGUGUCAGGAAGCGCGCGGAUAACCGGCGCAAGGCCACGCACAAGCGGGGGUGCCCUGAGCGCGAGAACGACCCGGCGACGGCGACAAAGACGGCGACGAACAAGGGAAAGGCGACGACGGGCGCGGGCGAGGCGCAGCCUGUGGAGGAAGAUGAGCUCAUGGAGGACGAGGGCGCGUCUGGCUCGGGCGGGUUCGUGUCCGGCGAGGAGGGUUCCGUGGAUGAGGAUGAAGAGAUUGACCAGUUGGAGGACGACAAUUCUGAUGAAGACCAGUUGGAGGGAGACCAAGGCGCGGACCACGACCAGCGGAUGGAGUCCGAAUUCGAGUCCGAGGAUGACUAG